AUGGGCAUUGCGGGAAAAACAAAAACCAGAGUGGACUCUCUCUCUCUGAGCUGGCAAGAUGGUGGCGAGACGACCAAAGUACCUCUCCAUCACACAAGACCAAGGAGACGCUGGAGGAGCCCUUACCCUCAUUCGGCAUCUGGCUCCGUUUGGUUGUGCCAUCAGCCCAUCGAGAGAAAAUGGCAGCUGAGGAGAAGAGCCCUGAUUCAUGGCUGGGGGGGGCACCUCAAAAGUCCCCCCUAUACCCUCCACUCAAGCCUGGAGCCGGCGGAGCCUCCUGCCCUGUCCCACCGCAAGCUGGCGAUCGUGGUGGCGGGGGCCAUCGCAGUGCUCGUCGUCAGCAUUGUGGGGGUCCUCCUGGCCACUUACCUCGGGCGUGCAGCCUGCGUGCAGAGAGACGCCUUCAGCUACCUGCCUCCGCAGGUGAAUGUGCAGAAUGAGGCAUCGCUCUUGCUCGCGCUCAGCGAGCUCGGGGAGCAGGGCACGGCCCCAGGGAUCACCUGCGACCUGAGAAACCACCUGAUGGUGUAUCAUGGCCAGCCGGAAGGCUGCGUGGCCCGUAGAAUGGAGGCGUCGGAGCCGCUGCCCUCCUGCCAGGAACUGGAGAGCUACUUCCAGGCUGUCUUGAAAAACGCCACGCUGGGGAUCACCGAGGAGGUGCAGCUCGUGGGGACGGGGCCCCUGGGCGGCCUGGCCACCCUGCUGUGCAGCAACAGGCCCACCUACCUGGUCAGCAGUUCCACAGCUUCUCCAAGGAACAUCAUGACCAGGCGUUCUUAGCUGACCACCAUGACCACUUCCCCACAGAUCUGGCCAUGUGAGAAAAAUUGCGGCUCUUGCGCUAGACGGUGGUGGGUCGGCCGACUCGGCCUGUCGCUGCGGACAGCGCGCCCGCCGUUGGAAGGGGCCCGGCGGGCGCGUAUCUGCAACAGCUCACGUGUGCGCAGCCUUGUCCUCUCCCUUGCUUGGCCCCCGUAAUGAGCAAACCAGUAGCAAUAAAAAGUAAACAAAAACGAG
This is a messenger RNA of Varanus komodoensis (Komodo dragon), 1017 nucleotides long. RefSeq lists its product as uncharacterized. The record is from RefSeq and is a predicted model, not a curated record. NCBI's taxonomy places the organism in Eukaryota, Metazoa, Chordata, Lepidosauria, Squamata, Varanidae. The coding region runs from base 1 to 780 and encodes 259 amino acids. The transcript is spliced from 8 exons.